AAAAUGAAAAGAUCCAUGAGCAAUAAGCUUAGUAUCACAGCUCAGUCUCUACUAUGGUCCAAGAGCAAUGCAACUCCUGUACUCCAUACUCGGUCCAGCUUAUCACCCUUUAAGGAAGCUCUUAUCCGCUUAUCGCGAGGCGCGUCCACUUUCGCGUCUUUCCACCACCGCUUUCUUCCCCCACGACCAUCAUCCCAUCCAUCACACACCAUGGUGCAAGCCGAAUCCUCAAAGACUGCCGAGCGCAAUGCUCUCAGAGCUGUUACUGCAGGUGCUCCUGCAGACUACGAGCUCCCCUGGGUUGAAAAGUACCGCCCGGUCUUCCUCGAUGAUAUUGUCGGUAACACGGAGACGGUGGAACGCUUGAAGAUUAUUGCCAAGGAUGGCAAUAUGCCUCACGUUAUUAUCUCGGGCAUGCCGGGUAUCGGAAAGACGACCUCGAUCUUGUGUCUGGCUAGACAAUUACUGGGAGAUGCCUAUAAGGAGGCUGUUUUGGAGUUGAAUGCUAGUGAUGAGCGAGGUAUCGACGUGGUCCGCAACCGAAUCAAAGGUUUUGCCCAGAAAAAAGUCACAUUGCCCCCGGGCAAGCACAAGCUGGUCAUUCUCGACGAAGCAGAUAGCAUGACACCCGGUGCUCAACAAGCCCUCCGACGUACAAUGGAAAUCUACUCAACAACAACUCGGUUCGCCUUUGCCUGCAAUCAAUCAAACAAAAUCAUUGAGCCCCUGCAAUCUCGUUGCGCAAUUCUCCGCUACGCGCGCUUGACCGAUGCCCAGGUCGUCAAGCGAGUGAUGCAGAUCUGCGAGGCGGAAAAGGUCCAACACUCCGAGGAUGGAAUUGCGGCUCUGGUCUUUAGUGCCGAGGGUGAUAUGCGCCAGGCUAUCAAUAACCUGCAGAGUACUUGGUCUGGCUUUGGCUUUGUGAGCGGUGAUAAUGUCUUCCGUGUUGUCGAUAGCCCGCAUCCCGUCAAAGUUCAGGCUAUGAUCAAGGCUUGUUGGGAGGGGAAGGUAGAUGCUGCGUUGGAGAUUUUGAAUGAGCUCUGGACGCUGGGAUAUUCCUCGCACGACAUUAUUAGCACCAUGUUCCGGGUUACCAAGACCAUUCCCACGCUCUCGGAGCAUUCCAAGUUGGAGUUCAUCAAGGAGAUUGGAUUUACGCACAUGCGUAUCUUGGAUGGAGUGCAGUCGCUGCUGCAACUCAGUGGUUGUGUCUCGAAACUUUGCAAGAUUAACAUGAAGCCCGAGCUGUUCCAGCCUCCCAGGGCUUAAGUUAAGCAACUUGAUAUUCCGCAGCAUAUUCCCCAUGGCGUUGAGGGCGUCUUAUUUAAAAUCAAUGAUGAAUGAUAUUCCUUUCUCUUCUUGAAGCAGUGGUAAUUUAAUACUAUCAUAAAGAUGUCAACUAACUCCACAACCUGUCGGAUCCCUCCUACUCUCCCUGUCCAGCCUUCCCUUCCAGAUGACUCUUCCAAAUCCCUUCAAUAACAGUCGCAGCCCCCAAAACCUUCUCCUCCUCAAAUUUCUUCCCAAUAAUCUGCAAAUUCACCGGAUACCCAUCCACCGCAUCAACAUCCCAAAGCUUCCAAUUCCACUCAUCCAACUCAUUCCUCGGCACAUACUUUUCCGCCACAAACCCAUCUUUCUCCUUCCACACCUUAUCAACCGGAAACGUCAACGCAGUAUAGUCCAAAAAGUUCCAAAUCUUGGUAUACCCAACCCACCUAAACGUCCGGUGCGGGAUACUCGUAUGCGGCAUCGCCGGCGCCAACAAGAUAUCCACUGGUCUUCCAGACUGUGACCGGGUGUUAUUCCAUUUAUCGAGAUACUUUUUCUGCGCGACGUGCUUCCGCUUGUUCAAUUGCCAGUACUCGUAGACGGAAAUCGGGUUGCCCCGGUUCACUAAUGCUUGGACGUGGGGCAGAUACGGGUCCCCUGCAACGGCCAUGUCACGACGGAUAUCCUCGCCGCCGUCGACCGUAUAGAAGGCGUCCAUUAUUUCGAUGCAGUCUGCGUGGUCAGACGUAUCCCAGGCAACUAGCUCGUGGCCUUGCGCGGCCAGUUCGGAGGAGAGUUCGUGGAGGGCCCGGGUUAUCGGGGGGUGGGGGGUGACUAUGCCGUCGUUUAGGAUGAGGCCGAUGGUGAGGGGUUUGGAUUGGGUGGAUGUGAAGAUUGGUUCGUUCCAGGGGAGAGGCGUGCAGCGGGGAUCGAGAGUCCAGGGGGCGCAGGAGGCGAUUUGUUUUGUAAUGUAUGUUAGGGAGGAGAGGUCGCGGGUCAUGGGUCCGAUGGAUGAAGGGACGUGUUCUUGGCCUUGGGUUGAGACGGGGACGCCUUCGUAGGGGAAGCGGCUGCUCUGUCGAUGAGUUAGGAUCGAUGGUUCGUUCUAUG
Penicillium brasilianum is the source of this 2382-nucleotide messenger RNA. The record is from the annotation of a GenBank genome assembly. NCBI's taxonomy places the organism in Eukaryota, Fungi, Ascomycota, Eurotiomycetes, Eurotiales, Aspergillaceae.